Molecule: messenger RNA, 2040 nt
Organism: Aureobasidium subglaciale EXF-2481
Lineage: Eukaryota; Fungi; Ascomycota; Dothideomycetes; Dothideales; Saccotheciaceae
Exons: 3
Coding region: 1-2040 (679 amino acids)
Source: RefSeq, a predicted model, not a curated record
AUGCCAGUACUGAGAUCGACGCUACACCGGAGGGAUCUCAUGGAGGAGAUGACAUCACACGAUAACAAUGCCUGGGCAAUUCUAGCCAUCACAGGAUCCUGGUGUUUUCUCGCCGUCAUCGUCGUAGCCAUGAGGGUGUGCACACGACUAGUCAUGGUCAAAUAUCUAGGUUGGGACGACAUUUUCGCUGUGAUAACAAUGGUUCUCGGUGUCGCAAUCUGGGCAUGCUUUAUUGGAGAGUCAAAUUGGGCAUUGGGAAAGCAUUACCAAGACAUCACACCAGAGAUGCUGGUGAUGUACAGCAAGUGGCAGUUUGCACAUGGUAUGAUCAUGGUGUGGGCACUGCAUGGAAUGAAGAUCGCCUUUGCUCUCUUCUUACUGAGGCUCAGCAAUGGCAGGAUCUUCAGAAGAACUUUGUUCGCGGUUAUGUGUUUCAUGACUAUAUACACAACAGUCUCUUGGUUUACCAUCCUAUUUGGAUGUGCCCCCAUCUCGGCCAACUGGCAUGGUAGGAAUGGACAGUGUAUUUCUACGGCAGCAUUCAGGAGUCUCGGCAUGACUUACAGCAUUCUCGGCAUGCUUACCGAUGCGUUUUUGGCUCUGCUGCCUGUUCCGAUCAUUUCUGGUAUGCAGCUCAAUAUUCGAACUAAGAUCUGCUUGCUCCUUGCCUUUGGCAUGGGCCUCGCAGCAGUAGCGUGCGGCGCUGUCAAAUCCUACCACCUGUGGUACUAUUUCGGCGACCGUGAUCGUCUCUAUCACAACACUUACUUUGUUUGGGGAGCUCUCGAACUCUACGUGGGCAUCAUUGCAGCCUGUCUGGUCAGCUUGAAGCCCCUGAUUGCUUCCUUCCUUGAAAAGGCAAAAUCAACACUAGUCAGUUCCGCAGCGCUGGCAAAGCACCUACACCAUGGGACGUCAGGACCCAAUUCCCCCAGAUUUGACGAAAAAACCGAACAGCAAUUCAACACAUUCAACACACAAAACUUCCCACACAUCGAGAUCUGUAGUGUCAGCAACUACGAGAAGCCAGACCUUCCAAUCAUCGCCGAGCAGCCAAAAGUGUUUACAGUGGAGCUGGAAACGAACAGUUCCCAGUCGUCCCUCUCCUCGAACUCAGGCAUCGCAUCGGCUCAAAGACCGAAGAGAAAAAACAGGCCAGCACCUCUGAAUACAGCAGCUUUGAUUCGGAGAAGAAGUUCUCUAGAAUUGAGCUGCAUGGGAGGCGUAUUGAGUUCGCCCUCGCCGACUUAUCUACCAUCGGCCAUCGAUUUCGGGUUCCUCGAUCUUGUUAAAGGAAGAGAUCCAGAGACUCUUUCUCAGAUGCAGCGAAAAGAAGGUCGAUUGUCAAUCGGUAGAAUAUCAUUCUCAGCAUUCGGCAUCGACUCUCCCGGUACGAUGACAAGAUCAAACACGCCUCGUAGCUCACUCUCCGUACCUAAUAUCUGCGGCCUUCUCACUUCCCCAUCGCCAACCUUUCUCCCUUCACCCUCGAGCAACGACCUCGACUUCUUCAGCCUAAUUCGCUGUCGCGAUCCCGAGACCAUCGCCGCCAGUAAAGUCUCACCCUCUCGCCGUACCACCAUCAUCUCCAUUCCCGAGGACGAGAAUAUCAGCUUCCCUGUUGGUCGUCGCGCCACCCUCGCACACCCACGAUAUCAAUCCGUCGACUUCAGCGAAGGCGCCACGGGGACUACGCAAAUCAUGCAACGGCUCAAUACUGGUGAAGUCAGACGUCGACCCAGCAUGGCUCCUUCAACAAACUCUGCAACCUCUGCCUUUUUGUGCCCGCCUAUUCAUCAAGAAGAGCUUCGCGACAGCCAGAUGUUUUUCCACGUCAUGAGUUCUGGACAGUUCAGAAGCACUGCUGAGACCGCUGCAAAGCAGUUGGACGUCGAAGAGCUACCCCUGAGCCCGAUGUCCGUAGAGCCGGCCCGAGACUCGAGAUUCAACGAUCAAUUUGCAUUCGCUGGAUUUGACCCCGUCUCCGAUGGUCGAUGUGUGAGCGAAUCCUCUCACGGAGCAUCGAAGAAGGACGAGUAA